AUGAAAUCUCUUGAUAAGAAAAGUGGUCAGCAGACUAUACCUGAUCCAGAAUUAGAGGAAGAAGAAGAAGAAGCACAUCAGGACUGGUCGCAAGUCGCUUCGCUCGUUAGCAAAAAUGCUGCUCUUUCACUUCCAAAGAGAGGUGAAAAGGACUAUGAACCAGAUGGUACUGACUUACAAGAACUACUUCUCUAUGAGGCAAGUAAGGCAAUGUUUGAUACCAUAUCUGACUCAAUAAGAGGCAACACGGUAAAAUCUGAAGUAAGAGGAUACUACGUACCGCGUAAGCAUCAAGCCUUUCUACCUAAACCCAAAGGUAGCUUUAUGCAAACAAUGGGAAGGGCUGAUAGCACAGGCGAAUACUGGCUUGAUUUUCAUGAAUUUGUUUAUUUGGCAGAGAGAGGCACUAUUCUUCCUUAUUAUAGGUUGGAAGCAGCCUCUAACGAAAGCUCAAACCACGAAAUUGAGAUUUUACUCAGUAUGGAGGAUUUGUAUUCGCUAUUUCUAUCACAACAAGAAAUGGACCAAUAUUUUGUGUUUGCUCAUUUAAAAAGAUUAGGUUUUAUACUAAAACUAUGCGAUCAAGAAGCACCAGUUAAAACUUCCUUUUACCCUGUGAGGAGGCAACGAAGUAAUUUGCAAACAAUUACUUGGAGAUUAUUUUCACUUUUUAAAAUACAAGAGAUAUCACUAUUCAGUGGUUUCUUUUAUUGUAAGUGGAAUUUCUUUUUCCGCAGAUAUACAAAAUCACCACAAUUAUAUCAGGGUUUAAACAGGCUUGUUCGUUCUGUGGCUGUACCAAAGAAUAAAAAAGAACUAUUGAAUGCAAAAUUUGAUGGAGAAUUUCAAAAGGUAAAGGAUAUUCCAGCGACAUUUAAGGUAUGGAAACCACAUGCCAAUUUCAAGAAAAGAGACCCAGGCCUUCCUGAUUUCCAAGUUUUUGUUUAUAAUAAAAAUGACAGUCUUCAGCAUUUUCCUACUUAUAAAGAACUGCGAUCUAUAUUUGCCUCCCUUGAUUAUAAAUUCGAAUUUUUAAAUGAAGUCGAGGACGAUCUCGAUUGGGACACAAACUCUUAUGUUGAAGGGAUCCCACGAAGGGAAUAUAAUCACAACAGAUGCGCGAGAUCUCAAACUGACAAAUGUAAGUCGUCUUUAAAGUCUCUGACAAAAACCAGUUCUCAAAAAAACACUGUACAGUCUAGCACUAAAAAGAAAUCAAGGGUGUGCCCACCUCAUAUACAGCAAAAUCGUAGAUUAAAGGCGGGGUAUCGGAGUUUUAUUCUCGCGAUCAUGGAUAAUGGCCUGAUAACCUUUGUAAAAAUGUCUGAAGCUGAUUUCGGAUCUGAAAAUGUAUGGUAUACACCCAAUACUCAAAGGAAAUUAGACCGAAAAUGGAAAAAGCAUUAA
Messenger RNA from Saccharomyces paradoxus, 1407 nucleotides. It is a transcript of the gene SEN54, whose product is annotated as tRNA splicing endonuclease subunit SEN54. The transcript has a single exon. Bases 1 to 1407 code for a protein of 468 amino acids. Gene Ontology annotation, cellular component: tRNA-intron endonuclease complex. Gene Ontology annotation, biological process: tRNA-type intron splice site recognition and cleavage. Lineage: Eukaryota; Fungi; Ascomycota; Saccharomycetes; Saccharomycetales; Saccharomycetaceae. The record is from RefSeq and is a predicted model, not a curated record.